AUGCCCGCAGCUGAGGGUCCGUCAACAAGAUCGACGAGGGUCAAGCCGUCUGCGAGAGCCGUGAGUCAAAUAAUGGCGGCAUUGAAAAAGUCGGAGAAUGCCGAUGGGCCAACGAUGACUCAAAUCGUCAAGUUCGUCUCUUCUGCGCUGGCCAAACCAGCGACGAAACGACAGAUAUGCACGGCUCUCAAACGCGGCGUGGAGUUUGGUAUACUGAAGCGCAAACGAGGACACUAUCUUAUCACUUCGCCAGAGGAAAGCUUCAACCAUUUACCGUUGAGCGGCAAAGUCGGAGCGCGCAGUCGAUAUCCCGCAAAGGUGGACAAAGCCAAAAGACGCGCGCCGCUGAGGGCGAAGCGUUCUUCGGUGACGUCGAGAUGAAGCCGUGGACGACGUUACAACAUCGAUUCCCUUCUCGAUACGUGCUAUUUGGCAGCAGUGCCGUGCAAGAUUUUAUCAUGUUUGAAUUUCAAGUAAUGGCCGUGCUUUUAGAUCAG
Messenger RNA from Phymastichus coffea, 497 nucleotides. RefSeq lists its product as uncharacterized. The transcript has 2 exons. Gene Ontology annotation, biological process: nucleosome assembly. Bases 1 to 381 code for a protein of 126 amino acids. Gene Ontology annotation, molecular function: DNA binding. Gene Ontology annotation, cellular component: nucleosome. The record is from RefSeq and is a predicted model, not a curated record. Lineage: Eukaryota; Metazoa; Arthropoda; Insecta; Hymenoptera; Eulophidae.